Messenger RNA from Nylanderia fulva, 1163 nucleotides. RefSeq lists its product as uncharacterized. The record is from RefSeq and is a predicted model, not a curated record. NCBI's taxonomy places the organism in Eukaryota, Metazoa, Arthropoda, Insecta, Hymenoptera, Formicidae.
ACAGCACUUUGAGUAAAGGAAGUGUAAGUAAAGUUAGAUAUGUCAAUUGAUCAGCUGAUCAGAGAGUGCUGAGACGAAUCAUGUGAAUUAGUAAUUAAUUCACGCGGCAUUGAAAAUUGACAGCUAAUUGGCUGGAAACAUACGUUUUUGAAUCCUAUUGUUGUUAAAUAACUCGCUAUGCGCAAAGAUUAUUAUUUUAUUGAAUAUGAGAAUAAUAUAUAUAUAUAUACAUCUAAGAUGAUGUUUUAAUCUCAAGUUGAGAAAAAUAAAAAAUAAAUUGGUCUACAAUUCUUCAUAGCGUGAUGAAAUAUGCAGGCAUCAUUGUCAGCUCAAACAAUUGGCUGUAUUGGAAAAUGUACAAUUGGUUUGACAGUUGAAGAGCUAGAUCAAAUUACAGAUAAUAUAAAUAGAACUUUAUCUCAUCCAAAAGGUAGACAAAUUUUUGAAAGAUACCUUCAACAACGUAAUCUUCAAAGUAGUCUGGAGUGUUUGGAAUUGUAUAAAACUUGUUCAGAAUUUCUUGCUAAGGAGUUGACUAAAUCACAAUCAAAAGAUUCUGAUUUAGAAUCUUUAACUAUGGAUGUUACAAUGGUGAGAGACAUUGCCGAAGAUCUGGAUGGUGUUCCACAAAUAGACAUGGCACUUAUGGAACGAUUUAAUGAGGCCUUAACAAAUAAAACUAGAGAAGCAUUACUUGCUGUAUUAGAAGAUACCAGAGAUCGAGCGCGAGAUUAUUUAAGAAAUGUACAUCAAAGUUUUAAGCAAUAUAUUUCAGAACCAUGUUCAUUAACGAAAUAACAUUAUAUAAGCAUGUUAAAGUAAGAGGUUCAGAUGUUUUGCUACAUUUUCACUGCGAAAAUCUGUGAUGUACAUUUUUAUUUUCAUAUAUGAUAUACCUUUAUUCUUUAUUUAUAUACAACUUACAUAGUACUUACUGUCCAAAAAUGCAUUUAAUACCCAAGGAUUCUAAUUUAUGUAUAAUAGAUUAGAAAUAUAAAUAUUUAAAUAUAGAAAGAGUAAAUUUAUAAGAUUGUAGGGAUUAGAUCAUAAAAUUAUAUACAACACAAUGCAGUCAAUGAAAUAAGAGCUUUGAAUUACUUAAGACUAUUUUUCACAAUUAUAUAAAAUAUAGAAGAUUAAUAAAACAAUAUCGCUAACAAGAA